ACGAAGAAAACGAUAGCUUCCUAUUCUACUUCUUCUCGCUUGGUCGUCUCUUUGCCUCUUCUUCGCUGCAGUAAGAGUCAUUCCUAGAUUCCUCCUUCAUCCACGUCUCCAUUUUCUCCGAUCCUCACCCUUCUUACUGGCUAGAUCUCGCCUUCCUCAUUGAGCUCGCUGGACGAAGAUAUCCGGUCGAGCCCAGUGGAAAACGGUGGUGUGUGCUGGUAGAUCGAGCUAUUUUUCUGCUGCUCUUCAUUCCGCCGCUGUAUUUUUUCUCUUAUUCAUAUUACUCUGAUGUUUUCAUCUCGGAAGGCCUCCGUGGAAAAGUAGAUAGAGAUCUAUCUUUUCAGUUCCGAUAUUGAAGUCGGGAGUAGUACACUGCAGAUCAAUGGAUUCGACGAAAUUCACAGGAAUUAUCGCUGGAGGUGGCGGCGGCGGCGGGGGAAACUUCUAUGAAAUGGCGUACUAUCGGAAGCUUGGAGAGGAGACGAACAUGUCGGUGGAUAGUAUCCAGUCGAGCAACGGGGGCGGGUCGGUGGCGAUGUCGGUUGAGAACAGCAGCGUUGGGUCGACCGACUCACAAACAGGAAUCCUCCACCACAACGCUCUCCGCCAGGUUGCUGCUGCCAGCGGAAGCUCGGUUGGACACAGCGUUUUCCGCGCUGGUCGCGUCAGGCAUGCCUUAAGCAGUGACGCCCUAGCCCAGUUUCUGAUGGACCCGGGUUUCCCCACGCAAGGCCUUGACAACUACGAUGAGUGGACUCUUGAUCUUAGGCAAUUGAACUUGGGGGAGCCCUUUGCGCAAGGAGCAUUUGGGAAGCUUUACAGGGGAUCUUACAAUGGAGAAGAUGUGGCAAUUAAGCUGUUGGAGAAACCCGAAAACGAUCCUGAUAGAGCAAAGUUGAUGGAGCAGCAAUUUGCGCAGGAGGUGAUGAUGCUUGCUACACUGAAGCAUCUCAAUGUGGUCAGAUUCAUCGGGGCUUGUAGAAAGCAGUCGGUGUGGUGCAUUGUGACAGAGUAUGCUAAAGGUGGAUCAGUUCGACAGUUUCUGAUGAGGAGGCAAAAUCGGUCGGUGCCUCUGAAAAUUGCAGUGAGACAAGCGCUGGAUGUUGCAAAGGGAAUGGCGUAUGUUCAUGGGUUAGGUUUCAUCCAUAGGGAUUUGAAAUCGGAUAAUCUUCUCAUUUUUGGGGAUAAGUCGAUUAAAAUUGCUGACUUUGGAGUGGCCCGUAUUGAAGUGCAGACGGAAGGAAUGACACCCGAAACUGGGACAUACCGGUGGAUGGCUCCAGAGAUGAUACAGCGCAGACCUUAUACGCAGAAAGUUGAUGUCUAUAGUUUUGGCAUUGUACUCUGGGAGCUCAUAACAGGAAUGCUCCCAUUCCAGAACAUGACGGCCGUGCAAGCUGCUUUUGCGGUGGUGAACAGAGGCGCCCGGCCGAUCAUACCAAGCGAGUGCCCUCCGGUGCUCGGCGAGAUUAUGACCAGUUGCUGGAACGCGAAUCCUGAUGUUCGGCCACCAUUUGCAGACAUUGUGAAAUUGCUCGAAAAUGUUCAAGGUGAAUUGGCCACUUCUGUUCGCCGUGCACGUUUCAGAUGUUGCAUGACCCUGCCCAUGACUGUGGACUGAAGUAAAGGACACCGGGACAUCGGACAUAGAGAAUCAUCCGAAUUUCUCUUUGUCUAUAAUAAAAGAUAAAAGCACAGUUAUUCUAGCAGUCGCGCUUUUACUGUAGACAGAGAAAUCCAGAUGAUUCUGGUUGUCCCUUGUCCGAACCUAAUAAUUUCUCAAAGUAAAGGCAAUGAUUUAAUGUCAGAGGAAAAAUGAAGGCAACCGCUUUUUUACUGUUUUUUAAAGCAAUUUUUAGUUAAAAAUUUUUAAUUUUUAUAUUGAAAGACUGAUUUAAGAAGCAGUAAGAAAGUUGUGCAAGCUGAAGAAAGAUAAGAAAACUGCUGGUUUUUUUGCGCAUUUAAUUAGAGGACUGUUCAAGUGGGGAGAGGGUGAGUUGCUAUGUUGUUUCUUGCUGUUCUACCAUUAUAAAUAAAUAUUGUUAGCAGGUAUAGGUUCUUUUUGCUUAUAUCGUUUGCUGAA
Dendrobium catenatum is the source of this 2083-nucleotide messenger RNA. Its product is annotated as serine/threonine-protein kinase STY13-like. Lineage: Eukaryota; Viridiplantae; Streptophyta; Magnoliopsida; Asparagales; Orchidaceae. Gene Ontology annotation, molecular function: ATP binding; protein kinase activity. The record is from RefSeq and is a predicted model, not a curated record. The transcript is spliced from 2 exons. Gene Ontology annotation, biological process: protein phosphorylation. The coding region runs from base 383 to 1621 and encodes 412 amino acids.